UUGCAGUGAAAACCUAGAGACAGCAAAUACGUUGCUCAUAUUUCAGUUGUGUCUAACCUUCAUUUGCAAAAAACAGAAAUGUCUGGAAGCGCGGGAGAAUGGUGUCUAAUGGAGAGUGACCCUGGAGUCUUCACCGAACUCAUUAAAGGGUUUGGUUGUAAGGGAUCCCAGGUUGAAGAAAUAUGGAGCAUGGAACCAGAGAACUUUGAAAAACUGAAACCAGUUCAUGGAUUGAUUUUCCUUUUCAAAUGGCAGCCAGGGGAGGAACCUGCUGGAUCCAUUGUACAGGAUUCAAGACUUGAUCACCUCUUCUUUGCUAAGCAGGUCAUUAAUAAUGCAUGUGCGACCCAAGCUAUAGUGAGUGUGUUGUUGAACUGCCAUCAUUCUGACAUGCAGCUUGGUGAAACAUUGACUGAAUUCAAGGAAUUCUCACAAAGUUUUGAUGCUACCAUGAAAGGCCUGGCACUAAGCAAUUCUGAAGUGAUUCGACAAGUCCACAACAGCUUUGCAAGGCAGCAGAUGUUUGAAUUUGAUACAAAGUCCACUGCAAAAGAUGAAGAUGCUUUUCAUUUUGUGAGCUACGUUCCAGUUAAUGGCAGGUUAUAUGAACUGGAUGGGCUUCGAGAGGGUCCGAUUGACCUGGGUGUCUGUAAUCAAGAUGACUGGAUCAGCGCAGUACGACCAGUUAUAGAGAAAAGAAUACAAAAAUACAGUGAAGGAGAAAUAAGGUUUAACCUGAUGGCAAUUGUGUCUGAUAGAAAGCUGGUUUAUGAACGCAAGAUUGCAGAACUGCAGAGUCAGCUCACAGAGGAAGAACCAAUGGACACAGACCAGAGUUGCACCCUGUUCAGUGCCAUUCAGUCAGAAAUUGCAAAAUACCAAUUGUUAAUUGAGGAGGAGAUUCAGAAAUUAAAACAAUACAAGAUUGAAAAUGUCAGAAGAAAGCACAACUACCUUCCCUUCAUUAUGGAGCUACUGAAGACUUUGGCAGAAUACCAACAAUUAAUACCAUUGGUUGAAAAGGCUAAAGAAAAACAGAAUGUUAAAAAGCCCCAAGAAGCCAAGUAACCAUGUGCGGCGGUUAGCCUCCCACUUCCUGUAAAGACUCGUUCUACACAUCAAAUGUUUCAAUGCCAUCUGUAAUCUGUGCAUAGAGUACUGGGAAGCGUAUUAGAAGCGGAUUCAUACCCACAGUUGCUAAAUUACAAAUUAAGUGUUUGACAUGCAUGCAAAAAUGUUUAAAUAAACGUGUUUUGUGUUUUCAAAUAUA
Molecule: messenger RNA, 1270 nt
Organism: Polyodon spathula (Mississippi paddlefish)
Lineage: Eukaryota; Metazoa; Chordata; Actinopteri; Acipenseriformes; Polyodontidae
Product: ubiquitin carboxyl-terminal hydrolase isozyme L5-like
Exons: 11
Coding region: 79-1068 (329 amino acids)
Biological process (GO): protein deubiquitination; ubiquitin-dependent protein catabolic process
Cellular component (GO): Ino80 complex; cytoplasm
Molecular function (GO): proteasome binding; cysteine-type deubiquitinase activity
Source: RefSeq, a predicted model, not a curated record